Messenger RNA from Panonychus citri (citrus red mite), 2295 nucleotides. RefSeq lists its product as uncharacterized. Gene Ontology annotation, cellular component: membrane. The transcript is spliced from 3 exons. Lineage: Eukaryota; Metazoa; Arthropoda; Arachnida; Trombidiformes; Tetranychidae. Gene Ontology annotation, biological process: transmembrane transport; heme export. The coding region runs from base 284 to 1747 and encodes 487 amino acids. The record is from RefSeq and is a predicted model, not a curated record. Gene Ontology annotation, molecular function: heme transmembrane transporter activity; heme binding.
AUGAACCAAUUUACUCAAACAAUUUAGAAGAAAAAUUUUUCGAAUCAGUUUCAAUUUAAAUUACGAAAAAUUAACCGCGUUCACUUUUCGUUGGCUGGUACAAAGAGGUGACCACAUUGUUUACAUUUAAGAAAAUCUUUUUCCAAGUGUACUUAAUUGUUAGUUAAUUGUGAUAACCAUGUUGUGAUUAGCUCCAUACAUUUAGAUUACGUAGAGAGAGAAUUAAAUUAUUGGCCAUCAUUGGAGUUUCCAAGCAGAAUUAACAACAAUUAACAACAAGGAAAUGAUGGAGCGAGUGGAGGUGUUACCAAAAUUAAACGAUGAAACUUGUAAUAGCACAACAGUGGCUUCUUAUAGUUCAUUUAUCAGUGAUGACGAUUCAGUUUCAUGUGUAAUUUAUAAAAUGAAUUCAACAGAUUCAAAUGAACCGAAUGGUUUCACAAUUGGGAUUAAGGGAUUAGAAGAUGGAUCAUCCAUUAAAUUGUAUAAGAAGAGGUUUUUCAUUCUCACUCUUUUCUGCCUUUACUCAGCUUCCAAUGCAUUCCAAUGGUUACAAUAUUCAAUCAUUACCGGAAAAAUUUCCACCUUCUACCAGAUUGAUGAUCUAUCAGUUAAUUUAACUUCAAUGAUUUACAUGUUUGUUUUUGUACCUGGAAUGAUUCCCGCCUCAUGGUUUCUUGAUCGUUUUGGCCUUCGAUGGUCGGUUCUCCUUGGAUCUACUGGAACAUUUUUAGGAUCACUGAUCAAAUGUGCAAGUUUAAAUCCGAAUCGAUUCUGGUUAACGAUGAUUGGACAAACUGUGGUCGCUAUUUGUAAUCUUUUCGUAUUGAAUUUACCCCCAAGAUUGGCCGCCGUUUGGUUCGGUGAACGGGAAGUGUCAACGGCCACGUCAAUAGGUGUUUUCGGGAAUCAAUUGGGUGUUUGUUUUGGCUUUUUCUUACCUCCUUUAAUUGUCACCGCAUCGACUACCAAUGGAAUAGCUCAGCAACUUUCUUACGUUUAUUAUGGAUUAGCGAUUUUCACUGGACUAUUACUUAUCUUUAUCUGUUUGUUUUUCGAGGAUAAACCUAAAAAGUGUCCCAGUAACAGCGCCGCUCGAGCAAACGUUUAUCAAGAAGACUUGAAUUUCUUACAAUCUGUGAAAACGCUAAUCACUGAUCUUGAUAUGAUUCUGUUAACACUCAGUUAUGGAAUCAAUGUCGGCGUAUUUUAUGCCAUUUCUACCGUUCUCGAUCAAAUGAUCUCUUCAGCAUUUCCAGGCCAAGAAUCUGCCGCUGGUAAUAUUGGUGCUGUUAUAACGGUUGUUGGAACAUUAGGUUCCAUGGUGAGCGGUUACAUUCUCGAUAAAACUCAUCGAUACAAGGAAACUGUUUUCUCUCUUUACUUAUUCUCGCUAAUUGGCCUGAUCGGUUUCACUAUUUCGCUCAAAUACAGCCUGGUUUUGGUCUUUAUCGUCUCAGCUCUUCUCGGCUUCUUCAUGACUGGUUACCUUCCCAUCGGGUUUGAAUAUGCAGCUGAAAUAACUUAUCCCCAACCCGAAGGUAACUCAGCCGGUAUACUAAACGCCUCAGCUCAGUUCUUUGGUAUUAUUCUGAUCUUCUUAUCAACGCUCACCGUCAAUAAAUUUGGACACACCGUUUGUAAUGUAAUGUUUUGUCUCUCCUUAUUGAUCGGCUUGAUUCUUACCGCAUUUACCAGUGGAUCUCUUAAACGACGAGAGGCCACUUUAAAAAAUUCUACAAUUUAAAUUAACCACCAAAUGUGCCAUCAAAACAAUUGAAUCAACUAAUUGAUUUUCUUACCGUCCUUCAUUUACCUGCAACUAACCCACUGAUUAAUUCACCAAUUUAGCAACUGUAAAUGUCUCUCUGUGAUGUGCAAUGAUGAAAAAAAAAUCCCACCAGGAAAAUCAACUAAUUAACUUUCCCAUUUAUCAUAUUUAGGAAAUUAUUUUCUCAAUUACCUUGACUAGUGUUGAUCUUUAAUUGUUCAAACAAUCAUUAUUGUGUAAUUAUUGUCUUUAUAAUUAAGAUUUUUUUAAUAGAAGGGUUUAAAUUUCUGGCUUCUACUGGUUUGAUAUGUAUUAAGAAUCUGAUUUCAAUCAAAAUGAUUUAUUUCUCGAAGGAAAAUUUUCAAUUGUUACGUUGAUGAUUAAUGCUCAAUCAAAGUUAACUAUCGUUAUUAUUGUUACUAUUUUUCACUAAUUGUUAUAUAAACUCAACACUUAAUUGUUCAAAAACCUAAAUUAACUAAAUUUACACAAUUAAAUGAAUCUCAUCUCUUCCAAUCGCCUAA